This is a messenger RNA of Phragmites australis (common reed), 795 nucleotides long. RefSeq lists its product as uncharacterized. The coding region runs from base 139 to 630 and encodes 163 amino acids. NCBI's taxonomy places the organism in Eukaryota, Viridiplantae, Streptophyta, Magnoliopsida, Poales, Poaceae. The record is from RefSeq and is a predicted model, not a curated record. The transcript has a single exon.
AUCCCAACGACCAUGGCCUUAAAUCACAUGUACAACCAGUAAUCCCAUUUCAUCUAAAAAUCUCAUUUCAGCAGCUGAAUCCAUUUCAUUAACGAAUCGAAUUACUCGCUCCAAUUCCAACCCACCGCCGAAGAGCACAUGGCCCGCGCAGUCGUCCUCGUCCUCGCCCUCACAGUCUGCUGCCUCCUAGUGGCCCCUGUGCCGGCGCGCCACCCGACGGACCUCCCGCCGCAGGUGACCAAGGCCGCGGCAGGCUGUGCCGAGGAGGCAGAUCAGGCAACCACCCUCACCGUGCCAGAGGAGGGCAACGCCAUCGCUGCGCAGGAGGAGGGACGAGAGCAGGGAUCCUCCCUACUGUGCCUCAUCUUCCGUUGCGGUGGCGAGCCAGCAAGCGCGGUAGUGGCCCGGGCCAGCUCCAAGGAGCCCGCCGCGCUUGACGCAUGGACCCAGAACAAGGAUGUGGAAGACAGGCAGGAGGGGCCGUACAACUCCAAUUCUGAUUGUGGUUCGGAUUGGGAUUCUGACUCCGACAACUCCAAUUCUGAUUGUGAUUCGGAUUGGGAUUCUGACUCCGACGACGAGGAGGGCGGCAUCAUGGGGUGGUUCUGGAGGCUGGCACAUCUCUUCUGAUCGAUCCUCGCCGAUGACUGCAGAUGGUGUACUCCUGUUGUUCGAACCCUGUCUGGUGCAUGUACUGUAUUUCUGAUGCUCAAUACUAGGAGCAGAUGGUAGCAGCAACACCUCUCUGUACAAGUUAUAUUGAUGAAUAAAUGAUGCUCCUGUGUUGCUGUUGCA